Molecule: messenger RNA, 1692 nt
Organism: Ilex paraguariensis (yerba mate)
Lineage: Eukaryota; Viridiplantae; Streptophyta; Magnoliopsida; Aquifoliales; Aquifoliaceae
Source: the annotation of a GenBank genome assembly
AUGCAGAGGGAAAGAGAAGGCAGAGAAAUUCCCAUCCAUUUCGGCAGCUCGUUUGAUAUUUUUGGGGAUAUUGGUGGUUUUAGACCACAUAGGAGUAUGUUUUCCAGCAUUUUUGGGGGAAGGGAUCCAUUUGAUGAUCCAUUUUUCACUCGUCCAUUCAAUAGUGUAUUUGAGCCCAGUAUGAUUGGUUCAAGUGCUUCUGCCAGUGAGUCUCCAAGGGUUCGUAAAUCAAAGGGACCAGUUAUUGAGGAGCUUAACACCGAUGAUGAGGGAGAAGGGGAGGAAGAAGGAGGUGAUACUGAUGCUGGGGAGAAAAGUGAUAGAGCUAGAAAGAAUUCUGGUGCAAAUGAAAAUCCCCUUGUUGAGCACCCGGAUGACCAAAUUGAUGAGAGGAAGAGCAAGGAUGUGUCUUAUAGGGCCCAACAUAAAACGAUGGAAAGGCCACUAACUCAUACUCGGAAUGUCAGUUACCAGAGAGUCACAUAUGGUGGUAUAAAUGGUGCUUACUAUACUGCUACAUCGUCUCGGAGGACCGGCAGCGAUGGAGUCGUGCUGGAGGAAAGCAAACAAGCCGAUAGAACAACUGGUCAAGCAACACAUAGGAUCUCUAGAGGAAUACAUGACAAGGGACAUUCGCUUGUGAGGAAGCUCAAUUCAGAUGGCAAGGUGGAUACAAAGCAGGCUCUUCAUAAUUUGCAUGAAGAUGAGCUUGCCGGUUUUGAACAAGCUUGGAAUGGUAAUGCUGAUAAGCAUUUGCCCGGUUGGAAUGAUGGAUUUGAUUUCCAUGAGAAUGCAGGGGCUAGUGGCAGCGAGCGGAAAAGGCAAUCAAGUUGGGGUGGUUGGGCUCUGCCAUUCACAGAGCCCCUUGGAAGAGCUGGAGGAGUGGCAGAUCGUAGUGAAUCCAAUACUACGUCGGGCAGAAGAUCCAAAAAGAAAAGGAAGAAAGACAAUAGCUUCCUCACAAACUUAUCAGCCGCAUCAGAAAAACUCAAGAUUUUCAAUGCAGAUCUCGAUAUUCCAGAGAGUUUUGAUGCAGCAAUUGCAGGAUGCAUCGGAGUGUUUCAUCUUGCCCACCCCAUAGAUUUGGAGGACAAAGAAACAAUGAUCAACCGAUCCAUCUAUGGGACCCUAAGCAUUUUAAAGGCAUGCCUCGAGUCAAAGACAGUGAAACGAGUGGUAUACACCUCCAGUGCAGCAAGUGUUGUAUUUAGCAACAUGGGAUUAGAUGUACUGGAUGAAAGCACAUGGACUGAUGUAGGUUUGAUUAGAGCUGCAAAACCAUUUGGAGCUUCAUACUUGCUUACCAAGACAUUAACUGAAAAAGCAGCCUUAGAUUUUGCAGAAGAACAUGGAUUGGACCUCGUGACUGUCAUUCCAUUUUAUCCAUGGCCCCUUCAUCUGUCCUCGUUUGCCCGCUCAGUGCAGAAGACAAUGGCCAUGAUUUUGGGUGAUAAGGACCAAUAUAAGUAUCUUACUAGUACACCUCUCGUGCACGUAGAUGUGGCCACUGCACAUAGUUUCCUUCUUGAAUAUCAGAUCGCAAAAGGAAGUUCGUUCAAGGAGAUCAAAGGGAGUAAACUUUUGAGCCUCUCAUCAAAAAAACUCUUGGAUACUGGUUUCCAGUACAAGUAUGUGGUUGAGGAUAUGUACGAUGAAGCAAUUCAAUGCUGCAAACAAAAGGGUUUUCUCUAA